AUGGGAAAUUGUUUACGUCAUGAGGAAGAACCUAAUAAAAAACUCAGAACUAAAACAAUAGAUGAGUUUGAAAAAAUUUAUACCUUAGGAUCACCCUUGGGAACCGGACAAUUCAGUGAAGUACUUGAAGCGAAAUCUGCUACUAAAUCAAUUGCAGUAAAAUGCAUAAAUCUCGCAGCAAUGAGACAUGAGCUACAUUUAUUAAGAAGAGAAGUAGAAAUUAUGAAAAAAGUGAGGCACCAAAAUAUAGUGCAAUUUUAUGAGAUAUAUGAGAAUCCCGAAUUUAUCUAUAUCACAAUGGAAUUAUGCGAAGAAGGGAAUUUAAAGAAAAAAAUUGAAGCUUUUGGAAAAAUGAAUGAAGAAGAUGUAAAAAUAAUGACAAAACAAAUAUUAAGCGCUCUUGUGUAUUUACAUAGGUUAAAAAUCUGCCACAGAGACUUAAAGCCGGAAAAUAUUCUUUUUUCUAAUAAUCGAGUGAAGCUUGCUGAUUUUGGAUUAGCAAGGCAUAUGAAUGGGACAAAUGGGUUUAGUGUAGUUGGGACUCCUUAUUAUCUAGCCCCUGAAGUGAUUGAUGGGCAUUAUAACUCCAAAUGUGACAUAUGGAGUUUAGGAGUUGUUCUUUAUUAUUCGCUCACUGGAAAGCUUCCUUUUAAUGGGACUUGCUAUGAAGAUUUAUUCUCAAAAAUCCAAGGAACUGAGAUUAAUUAUGGCUAUAUGUCGACUGAGGCCAAGGAGUUUUUGAAGCUGCUACUUCACAAAGAUCAAAAUUCGAGAAUCAAUGCAGAAGCUGCUAUCAAGCAUAGUUGGCUGAAUUAA
Molecule: messenger RNA, 816 nt
Organism: Blepharisma stoltei
Lineage: Eukaryota; Ciliophora; Heterotrichea; Heterotrichida; Blepharismidae
Source: the annotation of a GenBank genome assembly